GUCCUGAAAGCGCGGGGGGGGGGGACACGCAUGGAGGAGAGCCAGGAGCAGCACGGGGGGGCCGAGGAGCCCCCCGCCAGCACCGAGCCCACCGAUGCCAGUGGUGAGAAAGAGGAGGAGGAAGCCUUCCUCGUCAGCCUCUACAAGUUCAUGAAGGAGAGGCACACACCCAUCGAGAGGAUCCCGCACCUCGGCUUCAAGCAGAUUAACCUGUGGAAGAUUUACAAAGCGGUGGAGAAGCUGGGAGCCUACGAGCUGGUAACGGGGAGACGGCUGUGGAAGAAUGUGUACGAUGAACUGGGCGGCAGCCCCGGCAGCACCAGCGCGGCCACGUGCACCCGGCGGCACUAUGAGAGGCUGGUCCUCCCGUACGUGCGGCACCUGAAGGGCGAGGACGACAAGCCGCUGCCUCCCAGCAAACCCCGCAAGCAGUACAAGGUCUCCAAGGGCACCGAGACGGGCGAGAAGAGCAGGAGGAGCAAGAAGGAGAAGGGCCGGGAGCAGGUGGCACCAGAGAAGGCAAAGCCUGAGGUGGCAGCCACCCCCGGAGCCAGCAAAGAGGACCCAACUGAGGCCCAGGAGCAAGGCCGGCCGGCGGAGGGAUGCGCCAGCCCCACGGCCCCGGCAUCGAGCCCCUCGGCGGGGUGUCCCGGCACCUGCCGAGCCCACGCUGAAGCCUACAAACGCCUCUUCUCCAGCUUUUACUCCAAAGGCAACCACCCCAUCAUGUCUCCGCUGGCCAAGAAGAAGCUGCUGGCCCAGGUGAGCAAGGUGGAGUCCUUGCACUGCCACAAACGCCACUGCCUGGAGGGCAGGCGGGCGGCGAGCAGUGCUCAGCCCAACCCAGAGCCCAGCCGGCCGGCAGCCAGCCCCCACCUCAAGGAGCAGAGGAGCCCCGAGACACAAGGAUUGAAGGACACACCCCGGGGAGGCUGGAGCGAGGCAGGACCCGUCCCCAGCGCAUCCCCUGGGAGGACGGACAGGCAGCCUUACCCAAGAGCUGAGGAUGGGGGCCCCGCGCCCGCCGUCUUCACUGGUUUCUUUCACGCGUACCGCAACGAGGUGCUGAAACCCAUCAGCUGCCACCCCUUUGGGGGAUACUUCUCCAACUUGAAGGAUUUCUUGGAACCACAACCCGAGGACACGGAGGCUGGCCGGGAGCAGCCCCAAGACCUGCGGAGCAAAGCGUGGAGCAGGGAGAGCCCGCAGCCGGCCGCCUUCGCUGCCGUCAAAGCCUGCUGGGUGCCCCCCGGGGCCGGCUUCGCCCCGCUGCCACAGAGCCCUGUACCACCCACAGCCAAGCGGAGCCGGGACGAGGAGGCUCUGGGCCCCAGCAGGAAGCUCCGGGCCGCUUCCCCCUUUGUCCACGAAACUGAAGGCAGGGACAAGGGCGCUGGCUCGCCCAGGGGCCACCAAGGAUUGGCCAAACCCAAAGCCAUCAUUCCCGGACCCGGCUACGCCGCUCCGCUCACCGCAGUGCCUCAAGCCCCAGACGUUUACAAGGGAGCGAUGCUGCGCUUCCCGGUGAACUUCGGCAACCCUCUGGAGCACCUGAAAAACCAGGCAGCCCCCCCGAUGCCGUCUCCCUCCAUCAACCCCUUCGUCAUCCCCGCUUUCCCCAGCCCCGUGGUAGCCGCCUCCGCGCAGCCCUCUGAGCUCAGGCACUACCCGGCGUCCUACGAGGGCUCCCUGCACCACCGGCUCUACCCCACAGCGACGUGGCACAGCCAGCACACCUACAGCACCCCACACGCCUCCGCCUUCCACCGCAACACCAAGCUGUAGGGCUGCCGUCCUGCCCUGGAUCAGCCCUGGCCCCACAGAGAGGCAGGCAGCGGGAUGCCCCAGCACCGGGCAGCCUCAUUGCUGCUGUGUCUCAUGGCAAAGACAAGCUGGGCCGUGUCGUUUUUACUCUUGGUCUUAGAGUUGUUUGUAUCUGACAUCGUACUCCGGUGAUUUAACUACCAAUAUCACAAGGUUCUAUAUAUAUUAUAUAUAUAUAUAUAUGUAUAAAAAAAAAAAAUAAGGGAGCAAAAUGAGUUGCAGAGGUUUUCUUGCUAGAGAUGCUGUGUCCCCAUGCAGUUUCGUGCAGCCAACACAGCCAGGUGGUGGAUGUUCCCAUCUCGCCAUGCUGUGCCCAGGAUGCCCUGCAGCUCCCUGUACCCAGCCCCUCCUCCCUCCCACAAAACAAUGCAAUUUUAUUUCCAAAGUACGUGGCCUUAUAGCAGGGGCUCCUGAGGGUAUAAGGGGCUCGGGAUGGUGGUGAGCAUCUGUGGGAAGCACGCUGGCCGCUCUGGAGUGGGUGCUGGAGGGUAGCAUCCAAAAUAAACCUCACUGGAUGGUCCCAGCUGGUGGUGUUUGGGGUGUGCUUGAUUUCUGGGAUCAGGGCUAAGUUGCAGGGGGAAGCCAGCCUCACCCUAGCAGGUGUUUCCUGACCUGGGAAUGUGCUGAGACCUACCUCUGUUUUUUUCCUGCAUCGUUUUUGGCACCUUCUUCCCAGCCUCGGGGAAUCGGAGCCGUUUCCUGGAGCAUCCACGUGUCCACACAUGGGUGCCGCAGGCUGGGAGCACGGCGCAGUGAUGGCAUGGAGAGGCCUCCUGGCUCUGGAACCCACCACAGACGGACAGACAGCACCUGGGAUGCGACCUGUGGAGAGGAGAGGAGCGCUCUGGUGGCAGCCAGAUGACCCAGGACAACCGAGGAAUCUGCAAACCAGCACAGACCUGCAGAGCAGAGCACGUCUCCAGCUGCUUUUUCCCUCUGCAAGCUCCCACUGAGCCCCUGCAAAUGACCCAAAGUCUUUGUUGCAGCCUCUGGACUUACUUCUCUUGUGCCAGCUGCUCCCCACAAGCACGGGGUGUCCUGGGUACCCUGCUAUGAGCUGUUACAUGGAAAGGGCAAAGAGAUUUUCAUCCCUUAAAGGGGCACUUGCUCAUCCCCAAAGAGCGCGAAGAAACAGAGCAGCAGUGGUAAAUCAGCUCUGGAGGAUCACUGCUGCUGCUUCCAUGGAAAGGACUUGGGAUAGAAAGCAGAAAAAAAAGGAUUAUCCCCAGGCAGCACCGGUCACUCCACGGUGCUUUAAGGGCUAGACUUGUUGAGAAGAGUUCUCACUGCUGCUGAAAUAGGUCAGACCAGUUUUAUAAAGCAUCACGGACCCAGCCUGUCCUGGAUCCCCCAGUGUGGACAUCAGCAAGGGAUUAAAUGCACUGCAGUGUCCUGGCACAUUGUGCCCCAAGAGCCUCGCCACCAAAAUGCAGACAAAUGACACCACUUUGUGAGCGAGGACGCGGUCACAGGGCUCAAGUCGUCCCUCAGAGAUUGUGAGUAAGGACGUGAGAGCAAAAUGGGAGAUGCCACAACCCCGAGGGUAUCGCAGCCUUACAGAGAAAUUCAAGUGACUUCAAGCCUGGGAGAUAGAUAGAGCUGGGCUGCUUAAGGACACCAAACAUCGACAGCUGACCCUCCCCUUUAUGGGUCAGGCACACAUUUAUGUCCACAGCUCCCUCAGAUGCUAGAGUAAAGCUUAAGCUCACCCA
Molecule: messenger RNA, 3536 nt
Organism: Numida meleagris (helmeted guineafowl)
Lineage: Eukaryota; Metazoa; Chordata; Aves; Galliformes; Numididae
Gene: ARID5A
Product: AT-rich interaction domain 5A
Biological process (GO): regulation of transcription by RNA polymerase II
Cellular component (GO): nucleus
Molecular function (GO): transcription cis-regulatory region binding
Source: RefSeq, a predicted model, not a curated record